Periconia digitata is the source of this 991-nucleotide messenger RNA. The record is from the annotation of a GenBank genome assembly. Lineage: Eukaryota; Fungi; Ascomycota; Dothideomycetes; Pleosporales; Periconiaceae.
AUGUCUCUAGGCGCACUCACAACGCAAUUUACACCUGCGCCAUCUUGUUUGGCAUCAAGCGCAUACUGGCUGCUCCGCACGUCCUCUACCACUUCGCACGAGUACAAUUUCUUCGGUCAGCCCUUGGACAGGGCAGAAGACUGCUACCCUCCAAAUUACAACCCUGCUUCUACCGCCUACUACUCGCCCGCGAAAUGUCCUAGCGGGUACUCAGCAGCGACGGGAACCACGAAGAUCAUUUCAGAAACCCUCACCGAAACCGCUGAAGUGUGCUGUCCUACGAUAGACUUGUACCGACCACAAACCACCAACAACCUAAAUACUCAACACCCUUUCCUCACGACCCUACUAUGCGAAUACAUCGUUCGAAACCAGUUCCUUACAACCGUCACUUCGUCCGAAGUAGGACAACCCACAUCCACAACAACAACAUGGACCAUGGGCUUUGCCAUAAAUGCAUACGCUGUCCUCGUGAAACGCAAUAACCUCGAUUUCGCCACCAAAACGUCGGAUUCCAGUACCACUAUCAGCACAAGCGCAAGCCGAACACCCACAUCGAAUGAAAACCCCAACGCAGGCCCAACAUCAGGAACAAGCACAUCAAUCGAACCAAACAACACCAACAACAACACCCAAUCAUCCCUAGGAACAGGUGCCAGCAUCGGCAUCGGCGUCGGAAUGGGAAUCCUCAUCAUGGGCCUCCUCAUCGCAAUCGUCUUCCUCGUCCUGAAGCGCAGAAAGAAGAACAAAGAAUUAGCCGCGAUACUGGAAAACACGCACAAAGCGUAUGAAUUGCCGCCUGCGCCUCUUGCGAGCUUCACGCCGACUGUGCCGUUGAUGCAGUAUCGGUAUCAGGUGGAGGCUUCGCCGAAUGAGUUGGAUGGGGCUUCUGCGCGGUUCGCGGGGGCGAGGGGGGAGCGCCCGAUGGAGUUGGAUGGGCAUCGUCCGGCGGAGUUGCCGGCGGUGUAUAAGGCGGUUUACCAACGAUGAA